Messenger RNA from Podospora anserina S mat+, 2448 nucleotides. RefSeq lists its product as uncharacterized. The record is from RefSeq and is a predicted model, not a curated record. Bases 1 to 2448 code for a protein of 815 amino acids. The transcript is spliced from 2 exons. Lineage: Eukaryota; Fungi; Ascomycota; Sordariomycetes; Sordariales; Podosporaceae. Gene Ontology annotation, molecular function: protein binding. Gene Ontology annotation, biological process: cell division.
AUGGCACCUAAUAGCGCCACGGUCGCCGCAUUGCUAAGGCAAACAGUUCACUAUCAUCUUGACAACUUUGCCUAUGACAGCGCCAUAUUCUUCGCCGAACGCCUGCAGGCCUACGACCCACGCUCCUCCGAAUCAGCCUAUCUACUAUCCCUCUGCCAUUUUCGCCUUGGCGAUUCCAGAUCAGCCUACGAAAUCAGCAAGCCACCAGGCUUUCGAGGUGUACACUUGGGAUGUGCCUUUAUAUUUGCGCAGGCCUGUUUUGACCUGGAGAAAUACAAGGAUGGAAUCACAGCUCUGGAGAAGGCGAGGGCACUGUGGGCUACUAAAUGCAGCAUCGGAAGGCACAGCGCUUCAUCAAGAUCUCCCUAUCCCGACGCCGCGGCUUGCAGCUGUCUUUUAGGAAAGUUAUAUCGAGCAUUGGACGACAAGAAGAAAUCGGUACCAUGCUUCGAGGAAGCGUUGAAAGCCAACCCUUUGAUGUGGGAUGCCUUUACCGCGCUUUGCGAUAUGGGGGUCAACGUCAGGAUACCAAAUGUUUUCAGGUUUAAUGAGCCGUUUGCGCGCAACUUCGACUUGGAAAACGGCACAGCAAGCGAACCGAACGGCCCCGAGCCCCUCCAAAGGAAGGCUGGCAUGCAAUCAGCCAGCGAGAGUGAUCCAUUUGACGCCCCCCGUCCUGCGACGUACCAUAUGGACCCUUCCGGAAACGACUUAUUUACCGAACCUGCCCCUAAUGACUUGAUGGCCAAGUUUGCUGCGGCCCACUCGAGGUACAAUGGCAAUCAAGGAAGCAGGAAUGGAUCGGAUGGAAUGGAAACCCCAACUGGCUCUGCGCCGGUUGGUGCUCCUGAACCUCAGGUAUCACGAUUAGGACACCCGUCGGAACCACCACAGGCACCAAACCGUCGGACCCGUGGUGCCCAAGCAGUGGAACCUGCCAUCUUCGAACCUCCACCAAGACUUGGUGGUUAUCGUUUGGGUUCAAAGAGAAGAGAAAGAACCCAAGAACAAGCAGCAGAUCCAUCAACAGAUAAUUGGUCCAAACCUACCGCGAUUUCAUCAGUGACCGAUAGAAAACGCACAGCAUCGGGGCAUCCAGUACAGCCACGUCCAGCCAAUGGUGAGGAGCCACGGAGGAGUGCGAGACUGAAUGUGCUGCCGAGACCACCUGCGUCGAGGGCGAACGCUGGUGCUACGGCUCUGGGGACGACGGCUACCCGAGAACUGAGGAAGGCUAGACCCCCUAUUUCUAGGAUAGGCCGCCCAGGGGCAGCCGUGGUUGGCAGGGUUGUUAGUGGCAAUCGGAAGCCUAUUGAGGAAAAUGGAAUGGAUGUCGAUCAAGCCGAAGCUCCGCGGUUUAAGGAACCGCCGCCGAUGAUGCAAGCGCCACCGCCCAAGAUGACGCUUGUUGAACCUGAGCCGGUCAAGAUUGACGAAGCAUUGAGAUGGAUUCUAGAGCUCUUGAAAAAGAUGGCCACUGGAUACCUCCUCUCAUCACAAUUCCGCUGCAAAGACGCGUUGGCGGCGUUUUUGUCGCUCCCUCGCAGCCACCAAGACACCCCAUGGGUGUUGGCCCGGAUGGGCAGGGCGCAAUAUGAGCAGGCAAAUUAUGCUGAAGCCGAAAAGCUAUUCAGACGCCUCCGAAUGCUAGCCCCUACUCGCCACGAGGACAUGGAGGUAUACUCAACAGUCCUCUGGCAUCUCAGGAAGGAGACUGAUCUAUCGUUCCUGGCACACGAACUCGUCGACGCCGUAUGGGAUUCACCCUAUGCCUGGUGCGCCUUGGGCAAUGCGUGGUCCCUUGCUUGCGAUCACGAGCAGGCGCUGCGUUGUUUCAAGCGUGCGAUUCAGCUACACCCCAAAUUCGCCUAUGCGUACACACUCCAAGGACACGAGCACGUAGAGAAUGAGGAAUAUGACAAGGCCCUUACGGCAUAUCGACAGGCUAUUUCAGCCGACAAGCGGCAUUACAAUGCCUACUACGGAAUUGGGAAGGUGUUUGAGAAGUUGGGCAAUUGGGACAAGGCGCUGAGUCAUUACAAGGCAGCUUUGGUUAUCCACCCAGACCACGCUGUCUUGAUUUGUUGCGUGGGAACUGUGCUGCAACGGCAGAAGCAGAUCGGCCAGGCGCUUCCUUACUUCUCUCGGGCCGUCGAGCUGGCGCCACGGGCACCUGAAAUCCGACACAAGAAAGCCCGGGCUCUCAUGGCGACUGGUCAGUUCGAAGAAGCGCAGCAGGAGCUUUUGGUUCUGCGAGAUCUUGCGCCGGACAAGGCGCAAGUACACUUUUUGCUUGGCAAACUGUCCAAGUUGCUCGGAGACAAGAAGUUGGCAGUGCGCCACUUCACCAUUGCUCUGAGUCUAGAUCCCAAGGCGAGUUCACAAAUCAAACAGGAGAUCGAGGGCCUGGAAGAUGAUGAUUGCAUAGAGGACUCGAUGGUGCAUUGA